This is a messenger RNA of Sphenostylis stenocarpa, 2007 nucleotides long. The record is from the annotation of a GenBank genome assembly. NCBI's taxonomy places the organism in Eukaryota, Viridiplantae, Streptophyta, Magnoliopsida, Fabales, Fabaceae.
AUGGAAGAAGGGUUGUGCCAGGACUCGGUUCAUGGUUCUGGUUUGGUUGAUAAAACUAGGAUUGUAGAGGUUAAACCCCUGCGUAGUUUGGCACCUAUGUUACCAAAAUCUCUUCAAUCUUCUCUCUCUAGACGGUACCCUUCUAGGUUUUCUCCAUUUGUUUUGUUUGAGGAACCUGAAGAGUCUCAGCCCUCACCUGCUCCCAUACCAGCUCCAAUAAGGUCCUUUAGGAAACCACUAGAUGAAGAAGAAAUACCUCAUGGAGUCAAUGGAGACCCAUCUUCACCCAUGGAUGGUCUCAAUGGUAAGAGUGUCGACGAUAACCAAAGGCGUAUUGUGCAGCCUAUGAACAGUUGCAAAUCAUCCCAAAAGAAGAGUAGGAAAAUUCCAGAGUUUGGUUCAAGUUCUUUGAUUGGUGGUAUUAGUGUGGCCCAAAGAGAUGAUGGUGAUCGCAAAGUGGUUACUCUUGUGCUCAUGACUUUUGAUUCUCUUCGGAGAAGGCUGUGCCAACUUGAAGAUUCCAAGGAGUUGAACACAACUAUGGUAAUCAAGCGAGCAGAUUUAAGAGCAAGCACUGUGAUGACAGGCAAAGCUUUUCGAACAAACAUGAAAAAGAGAGUAGGAGCAGUGCCUGGGAUUGAGAUUGGGGAUAUAUUCUUUUUGAGGAUGGAAAUGUGUCUUGUGGGUUUACAUGGCCAGUCAAUGAGUGGAAUUGACUAUAUGAACAUAAAGGAUGAGUUUCAGGAGGAACCUGUGGCUUUAAGCAUUGUUUCGUCAGGAGUAUAUGAUAAUGAUGCAGAGGAUGAUGAUGUUUUAAUUUAUAGUGGACAGGGUGAGAACUUCAACAAGAAAGAUAAACACGUGAUUGAUCAGAAGCUUCAAAGGGGUAAUCUUGCUUUAGAUAGAAGUUCACAUCGCCAUAAUGAAGUAAGAGUCAUCCGGGGCUUGAAAGAUGCUGGGAAUAAAAAUGUAAAAAUCUAUGUCUAUGAUGGUCUGUAUAAAAUUGAAGAUUCUUGGAUAGAGAAAGGAAAGUCUGGUGGUGGUGUAUUCAAGUACAAGUUUGUUAGAUUGCCGGGGCAACCUAGUGCUUUUGCUGUUUGGAAAUCAGUUCAAAAAUGGAAGACAGGCUCAUCUUCAAGGCCUGGCCUUAUUCUUGGAGACCUCUCCACAGGAGUUGAGAGUAUUCCUGUAUCACUUGUCAAUGAUGUUGAUAGUGAGAAGGGGCCUUGUUUUUUCACCUAUACCAAAUCUAUCAUAGAUCCAAAACCAUUCAGUUUAGUGCAAUCUUCAUAUGGCUGCAACUGUAACAAAACAUGUGUCCCUGGUGAUUUGAGCUGCUCUUGCAUUCAAAGAAAUGAAGGUGACUUUCCAUAUAUUGCAAAUGGUGUUCUAGUGAGUCGGAGACCAUUGGUUCAUGAGUGUGGCCCAAUGUGUAAGUGCUUUCCUAACUGCAAGAACCGAGUAACGCAGACAGGUUUGAAGCAUCAAAUGGAAGUUUUCAAAACCAAAGAUAGAGGGUGGGGACUUCGAUCACUUGAUCCUAUACGUGCUGGUACUUUUAUUUGUGACUAUGCAGGAGAAUUUAUUGACAGAGCCAAGGUAAAUAAUGGGGGAUAUGAUGAUGAGUAUGUUUUUGAUACAAGUCGUAUUUACAACCCAUUCAAAUGGAAUUAUGAUCCUAGCUUAUUGGAAGAAAUAAGCUCAAAUGUCUCUAGUGAGGAUUAUACUAUACCGUCACCUCUAAUUAUCAGUUCUAAGAACUAUGGAAAUGUGGCUAGAUACAUGAAUCAUAGUUGCUCUCCUAAUGUUUUCUGGCAGCCAGUCUUGUAUGCUGAAAAUAAUCAAUACUUUCUUCACAUUGCAUUUUUUGCCCUCAGACACAUUCCUCCAAUGACAGAGUUAACAUAUGAUUAUGGAUGUUCUGGUCAUGCUGAUGAUAGCAGUGCACCCCAAGGGAGAAAAAAAUGCUUAUGUGGAUCCACAAAAUGCUAUGGUUCUUUUGGUUGA